UGAAAGUGGCCUCGGGGAGAUUUUCUGCUUCCGAAAACGAAAGUCUAGGGAACAUCAAAGUACCUCAAAAUGGCAGCAGCUGAUGCGGAUUCGAAUGAACCAAAACGCGUAAACAUUGGCCAGGAAGACUCAAGCUCGCGUCCAAGUGACGAGCCAACGAUGCCGGCUGGACCUCGGCAGAAGAAUCCUCGCGACGAAUACAUCGCGGCGUUAAACCAGUGGCUGUGGCAGUGCUAUCACUGGCAGUGUUUCGCAGUGGCCUUUCCCUACUUGACCCUGCAGGCUGCCAGCCAAAACCGAACGACUUACGAAACGGUUGACAUCAACCGAAAUCUUUCGAGAUCGUUUGUGCCAAACCAGAAUCUCGUUGUCGGGCAGCGACCUCAGCAACGACAGAACGCACCGCCAAGACCGGGGCGCGAAUUCAAGCUGCCGUCGCUAUGGAAACGGUUCGCGGCGGAGCUGCUCGACUCCUUCAUCUUGCUGUUUGUCAAGUUGCUGGUAACCUACAUUGCGAUUGAUUACUUUGACAUCAUCGAUUUAGACAAAUACGACCUGGACACGCUCCGCGAGGAGGCGCUCAACUACAGGGUGGCGCUGGAAGUCACCACGGAAGUGAUGUUCCUGGAACUCAUACACAGAGUUCUUGUGUGCCUUUACGAGACAAUUUGCUUGCACCAAGGCACCGACAUGCCGGGUGGCAGGACGCCAGGGAAGAGCAUAUUUGGCCUGCGGGUCGUUUCGUGCGUCGGCGUCGAAGAGAUCGGAGACAACCGUGUGCGCGUCUAUCCGGCUGGUGACAUUGGGAUCGGCAGGGCCCUGUUGCGCUCCUUCGUCAAGAACUUCACCUUGGCUCUGCUGUUUCCAGCGUGCCUCACCAUCUUCUGCUUCAAACAUGGCCGGGCAGCCUACGACAUACUCUGUCACUGCGUCGUCGUAGAAGACAUUCCGAGGCCGAACCGAAACUGAACGUCCGUCAUUCCUCCGCGCUUUUAAAGUCCAGUCAGCACCAUCUUGCUGCAUCUUGGAGUCUUCAUCCCCCGCUAGGCCUGCGCACAUCCCUUCAGACAUUUUGGGCGUCUUGCACGGUGGAUGUACCUUUCAGGAUUUUGGAAGUCUUGUGUGUGUGUGCCUACACGAAAUGGGGAAAUUUAAAGGAAUUCAAUAAUAUAUUGCUCGUUUGAGAAAUAAAUUCUAAUUGUCUAUGUCCACACGCAUUAACAUGUGACAUGUGCACUGGACGUGGCGGAACAAAUGUUAUCUGGUAUUUGAAAAUGUACUGUUCUCGAAGCACCGUUUUAAAUGUCUUACUAAGCACGGGAGAGACAAAGUACUGCUCGGAAUUCGUAUAUUGUUUACAUUAUUUACGUGGCCUUACACAGUGUACCUGGUUAUGGAUUUUCAUAGUUUCAUUUCACACACGGCGACUCUUCUGUAACGAGAAAUUUUGCCACGAUAAUACGGUUCGCAGACGGCAUAGCACAUAAGUGCUCUCACGCUACAGUGCACAUGCCUUCUUUGCACGGGGAGAGGAGGAAAACGUGCAAUGUGGAUGGGAGGGGCUCGUGUUCUGUCCAGGAGAGCCCCUAUUGGUUGGAAAUCGACUACACACAUUUUAGGGAAAGUUAGGGACACAAGUGGGGAUUGACCGGGGCAUCAUGGGAGAAUUUAAGAACACCGGGAGGUCCUGCCAAUGAGAUUUUACGAGGGUUUGGCGAUACCAGGGAAUUGACUGGGGACAGCCUGAAAAGUUUAGGGAUACUGGGGAUAUAAAGACUAGGGAUAUUCUAGGGAAAUCAUAUAUCCCCUCCUAUGGACACUCAGCCCCCUUCAGACCUCUUAUAGUUAAUCUUAAGUGUUAUUGCUCUCAACUCUCAUCUCUACAUGUCAGCAGUGCGAUCAGGCUGCGGAGACGUGUAUACCACCUGAAGUGUUGUGAACCAGGGAACUGCACAUCAAGCAUUUUCGUUUCAGUUCCGGAUGCUGUCUUGCAGCUGGUGUGACACGGUGUUUGUGAACAAAUGAUGCGUCGAAGCACAUGCUGUUUGUACUGGGGAGUCUCUUUCGGUGUUAACGAUCACGUCCUUUUGUCACUGACAACAGAUGCACUUCUGGCAAGCAACGAGCAUGUGACCUAGUGACUGUGUGAGCAUCUUCUGGCAUUAAAGACUUAUUUUGUUAA
Ornithodoros turicata is the source of this 2182-nucleotide messenger RNA. RefSeq names its product protein FAM8A1-like. NCBI's taxonomy places the organism in Eukaryota, Metazoa, Arthropoda, Arachnida, Ixodida, Argasidae. The record is from RefSeq and is a predicted model, not a curated record. The coding region runs from base 70 to 969 and encodes 299 amino acids. The transcript is spliced from 5 exons.